UAUUAUUACAAUAUUACCUCAGCAAUGGGUUAGGGGUCAUGCAAAAGCGAGGCCUUCGAUUGGCUCCCUUCCGCUUCCGAAGCCGCCUCACAGAAGCGCAAGUCAUACCACGCCAAAAUCCUUCACCAUCGUGUAUCAGUCUCUCUAUCGAUAUCUCACCGAACACUAUCAUAAUCAACAAUGGCUAUCCCUCCUAUCACUGGAAUGCUUAAGCGCGCUGUGAUCCGUGAUAUCACUAUCGCUCUGAGUCUUGGAUUUGUUGGCGGAAGCUACUACUGGAACCACAUGAACCUCCCCUACAUCCAGCGUCGCGAGGAGGGCCAGCGCAAGCUCGAGGCCAUCCAGUCCAGCCCGUACCCGGAGCUCCACUUCACCAAGGAGCAGCUCGAGAGACAGGCUGCUCUUUUCAAGUUCCCCGAAUAAACGCCUCGUUCGACUUCAGCAACUUUUUAUUAUUUUCUCUCGGUUUUUAGUUUAUCCAUCUAUUGCAUCUUUAUAUUUUUUGGACUCUUUUGUGUACCUCUGCGUGGGAUAUAGCUGCAAGGUUUGAGGAAGGGAUGAGUCGGGCUGAGGUAUUCAAGUGAUGGAAAACCACACUGGUGCUUCCCAGAAAUUAUUCUAGUCUUGUUUAUCUUUCAUUCUCUUUGUUUUGUAUUUUUGCGUCACAAUAAAUCUACGAGGCUGCCAAAGACUAUUCAAGCGAGACUGCUAUCAAGCUGUCAAAUUAAAGUGCAAAGAUUGCAAAGU
Messenger RNA from Myxozyma melibiosi, 747 nucleotides. RefSeq lists its product as uncharacterized. Gene Ontology annotation, molecular function: cytochrome-c oxidase activity. The coding region runs from base 181 to 423 and encodes 80 amino acids. Lineage: Eukaryota; Fungi; Ascomycota; Lipomycetes; Lipomycetales; Lipomycetaceae. The transcript has 5 exons. Gene Ontology annotation, biological process: mitochondrial electron transport, cytochrome c to oxygen. The record is from RefSeq and is a predicted model, not a curated record.